CACAGUUUGGCAACCGGCGCGCUGCGCGGAAGAGCGGCGUGUGCUCGUAUUCAUUUCUCUGGAAAUACUUUUUGUGAGUCACUAUGGCCUCAGAUGACAUUGCGCAGUUGGCUGAUGCUCUCUCUAAGACCCACGUCAGGGAUGGGGAGCUGAGCUACAAAGAUUUGGGACAGAAGCUGGACACCGAAGAAUCAGUGAAGGACCUGGUCCGUGAGAUAGAGCAGUAUCAGGACUUGAGAGCUCUGUGUCUGGAGGGCAACACUGUAGGAGUAGAGGCAGCCCAAGCCAUCGCCAAAGCCCUGAAGAACAAAGACCAGCUCCAGAGAUGCUACUGGAGCGACAUGUUCACUGGAAGGUUGCGCUCAGAAAUCCCAACAGCCCUGAGGUCCCUGGGUAGUGCAGUGAUGUGUGCAGGAGCCAGGCUGACUGAACUGGACCUGAGCGAUAACGCCUUUGGGCCAGAUGGUGUAAAGGGAAUUGAACAGCUGCUGAAAAGCCCCUCCUGCCACACCUUAAGGGAGUUGAAGCUUAACAACUGUGGUAUGGGGAUCGGAGGAGGAAAGAUCCUGGCUGAAGCUCUGACUGAGUGCCACAGGCAGUCAUCAGCGCUUGGAGCUCCUCUUAAACUGCGGGUGUUCGUUGCAGGAAGGAACCGCCUGGAAAACGAAGGAGCCAGUGCCCUGGCCAAAGCCUUUCAGCUUAUGGGAAGCUUGGAGGAGGUCCACAUGCCCCAGAAUGGCAUAAACUCCACAGGUGUGAUGGCAUUAGCCUCAGCCAUGCGACACAACCCAGAGCUCCGAGUCCUGAACUUCAAUGACAACACUUUUACUAAGAAGGGAACGCUGGCCAUGGCACAGGCUCUACGGCACCUGAGGAACAUCCAGGUGAUCAACUUUGGUGACUGCCUGGUCCGCCCUGAAGGAGCUAUCGCUCUUGCUGCUGUCCUCAGAGAAGGAGUGCCAAUCCUUAAGGAGCUGAAUUUAUCAUUUGGAGAAAUCACUGAGGCUGCAGCUCUGGUUGUAGCUCAGUCUGUCAUCAGCAAACCUCACAUGGAAACAGUGGAUCUGAAUGGUAACUGUCUUGGGGAGGAGGGCUGUGAGGCUCUGAGAGAAGCUAUGGAGAACAUGGAUAAAGGAGACUUGCUAGCAUCUCUCAGUGAUGAUGAGGGAGAACCUGAUGAUGAGGAUGAGGAAGAUGAUGAUGAUGAUGAUGAUGAUGAUGACGAUGAAAGUGAUGACGACUGUAAAGAAGAUGAGGAAGAUGAUGAAAUUGUAAGUGAAGAUGGGACACCCAGAAAAGAUGACAGUCCAGAGAAACCCCAGAUCUCAGCAGAGAUAGCAUCUUUCCUCAGCAGUCCCUCUACAGAGAAGCUCCUUCAGCUGGGAGAGAUGAGAACAAACUUAAAACAACUGGUGGAUGCAUCUGACCCACACAAUGCAGCAGAUGUUUAUCUGAAAAUUGCUUCUCUGUACAGCGAGGAAUCAGAGACAAAGUCAGCGGUCUUUGAAUCUGUUGAUGCUGUGUUGAAGAAAAUCCUCUCGGGCUCAGACCUCCACUCGUACUGUUUCCUCUCCACACUGAUGGUCAUGAUGGGACUGCUCAAGGGAGAAGGGAAGGUGAAAAAGGCUUCACUGGUUCCAGGUCAGCUGUUGUGUUUGGAGCACGCCAUCCAGCAGGAGUAUUUCCACCUUCAUCAGGCCUCACUGCUUCACACCUUCAUGACCAAGAACAGUGGAGCUCUCAAGUCAUGCAGCAGUGCUUCAGAGAGGCUGAGAUCAUCUCUGAAAAAGAAGAUUAACGAACAACAGUGAUUUACAGCUGCAAACCACAAACACUGGGACAGACACACUGUAGCAACGUUAACCACCUCAACAAUAAAACCCAACAGGGACACUUUACACUUAAACUAAAGGGACUCAGACGACCACUUAACCUAUCUCCACUCCUGAUUUGUAUAUUUUAUGAAGGAGCGACAAAGACUUUGCAGAUUCUCUUAAUUUUUUAUUUUUCUACUUAUUCUUGUGACUUAUAUUUUUAUAGAAAUAUAGAAACAAAUAACUAAAAAUAUAGAAAACAAAAGUUGAGCUUUGAGUUAAUGAAAAUGAAACUGAUUACAAGUAAGACUAACAUCAGACUAACAAUCCGGCAAUUUUAUCAACACAUUACAUUCAGUUUCUGUGGUUUCACAAUGCAGUGUUGCAAACAACAGAACAACACAUCUGUUACAUAUAGUGUCUACAUGCAGCAGAGGAAGUGCCUAGAUGAUCAGAUUCAUACUAUCAGACAAUGAUAAAUUAUGAAUCUUAAGUUUAAAUUAAGAUAUUGAUAAAGUGCAAACAUGGAUUUGUUGUAUUUUUAGACACUCAGAAAACAAGCCUUGAAAUGCAUUGGAAAACUUAAUCAAGUGCCGAAACAAAAUCAGUAAAGCUAUUGGGAUGCUUUGCUUAUUUUCCUUGAACUGUCAUUGACAAAAUCUGCUCUGAAAGGAAGGCAAACUUUUAGGACAGUCUGUCCUAUAACAAUCUCUGCUCCUGAGGGCCAGUAAGUCAGAGCGCUGUGUGCAUCUGACUGAGCAGGAAUGGUCCGCAUGCUUGAGCCUGAAUACACUGUCGUUGUGUGCAUCGCCCUGCACAGAGAACAGUCACAGUGGUGCACACCUCCCAGGACCACGAUCACUUUUACCUGAUGUAGCCUCUGAUCCAGAAUCAGUCUUACUGACAGCUUUGCUCUUAUAUGACUGUGUUACCUCAUGUCUGUGAUGAAUUUCUGAAUGGAAAGAUGAGCAUUGAAAACAUUUACAUGGCAUUCAGAACAACAGUAGAGUGUGUGGACUGCAUUUAUGUUGUCAGGAUGAUUUGCUGUUCAUUUGAAAUAUAACUAACAAGCAGAUAACUGAUGUCUCUGGUGAUUCAUUUAAAUUGAGUGCAGUCAGGUUUGUCCUGGGGCUGGUUGAUUUAUACCAAAGAUCAGCUAUCACUAUCUCUUAAUAAGCUGAAUGGCAAUGCAUGAUUUCUUGAUAUUUUUCUGUAAAGGAGUAACAAAUGGUUGUCUCAAGACCAGUAUUAUACCUUUAUAAUUCUGGUGAAAAUCAAGUGAUAUUGAACCCUCAAGCAACACCAGUAGAAGUCCCUGGCACCCAGCAUUGGGCAAUUUUUAAUUUUCAAUCUUAAAGCAUUGCAAAGUACACACAGUUGAGAUUGUGCAAAAAUAUUAGAGACAUUUCAGUAUGCCAAGAUAUUUGACACUCCUCAAUAUCGUCUAAAAAUUCUAAAGUAUAUCAAGUCUUAAUGAGUCUUCUUAUAAGUACAGAAACUUGAGAACAAGGAGAUAGCAUUGUGAGAGAGAAAUGUCUAAAUUGCACAGUUACAUAACAGUAAUACAAUGGUCAGUAAACCAGCAUCUGGUAGUUUUGGCUUCAUGGUAUCUCAAGACACUGUAGAAAGAGGGCAGGUUGAGACCACUCUCUGUUGAGGCCUUUUAAAACAGCAGUAAUAAUCAUGAGACAUAAACCUCCCCUUUUAUAGGGCAAGACUGUCGAGCAGACCAGGCUUGUGUUGACAGUCCUCUGCUGAAGCUGCACUAGGGUUGGAAAGGGCUAGAAGGAGGUUGAGGGUUGGGAGAAAAGCAAUAAGAGGGGGACAGGAGAAACAACAAAAACACCAAAUGAAAGGCAGUUGCCACCAUAAAAGUAUCUCACAUUUCGUAGGAAAUUGCUAUAAAGGUGCAAAGUCCUGCUGGAAAACAAAUCAGAAUCUCCAUAAAGCUUCUCAGCAGACUGAAGCUCAAAAUGCUCUAAAAUCUCUUGGUAGAUUUGACAGCAUUUACUCUGGAUUUGAUAAAGCACAGUGGACCAACUGUAGCAGAUCACUGAUUGUGGAAACUAAUAGUUGAUUUCAAGCACUUUGGAUUCUGUCCCUCUCUGAUCAUCCUUCAGACUCAGAAUGAAAUCUGAAAUUUGAUUUCUAAAUUUUUUUUUUUUAAAUCUGAAAACAGGACUUCAAACCACCGAGCAAUGGUCCAGUUCUUUUUUUUUUU
Messenger RNA from Cheilinus undulatus (humphead wrasse), 4035 nucleotides. RefSeq names its product Ran GTPase activating protein 1b (gene rangap1b). Gene Ontology annotation, biological process: signal transduction; nucleocytoplasmic transport; activation of GTPase activity. Gene Ontology annotation, molecular function: GTPase activator activity; small GTPase binding. The record is from RefSeq and is a predicted model, not a curated record. Bases 84 to 1811 code for a protein of 575 amino acids. The transcript is spliced from 16 exons. Gene Ontology annotation, cellular component: perinuclear region of cytoplasm; cytosol; nucleus. NCBI's taxonomy places the organism in Eukaryota, Metazoa, Chordata, Actinopteri, Labriformes, Labridae.